AUGGCGGACAUUCUUCUCCAGAAGAACGACGAAGCAUACGCGCGAGUGGAGCAUGUCGUCGAACAGAUUGCGCAGAGGCUCGAAUUCGAAUACAUCACAUGGGAUCCGCCUCCACGUGCCGGUCCAGGAGACUAUUUCACCCGCGGAUCCGUAGUGGCAAUGCUGCCUCUGGACGUAUUCGGUCGCCUGACUCGAGCCUCUCCUCACGUCUUUGGACUUUUCGCCGUUCAAAACUCUGUCCGCCUUGAAUGUCGAACACGUCUGAGAAUGGAGCUAUUCGAGGAGCACAUCAAAGAGAGACUUGUUCUUGAGAACAUCGGUGUCGACAGGGAAACGGGCAUGAUCGAAAUCAUAGAUGAGCAACUUGCCCGGAUUGGUCUUGCCUUGCCUAAUGGCUUGGAUUUGGUGCUCAGCCACAAAAGGGUUGAUGAUGCUCUGCCGGAAGAGCUGUCUAGCUUUUCUCGCUUUGUGGAGAAUUCGAAAGAGCCCCUUGCGUUGCAGUGCCUUUCAACGAUAUAUCGUCGCAACUAUUUGCUGGUUCGCGAUUGGGCUUACCGGGUCGGAAUCAUGUCACCAGACGGUCGGAUAGGAACGGAAGAAGUUCUGGUCAAGUAUUACACCGAGGGAUUCUUCGAACACAUUCAAGAUGUUGAACGCCUUGCAUCCUCACCAGUGAACGAGAACAAGCUGUUCUACAAAAUCAUCAGAAGCAACAGCUUUUGCCAGCUACCACGCCAUAUGUGCCACGUUCCGCUCAGUGAUGGGCGUUACAUGUCUCAGAUGUCUUCGGAUCACAGAAUGCGCAUGAAAAAGGCGAUCGAGAGAGUUGCGCCGCCUUCUGAUCUCGCAGACUGGACCGUCGACGCGCUCAAAGACUUUGUAGCGACGUAUGAGGUCUUCAUCAAGAUCGACGCCAGCUGCUGGGAUGUUAGACAUCAAAGCAAACUCGCGCAGCAUAGGUUCAUCUCGGAGACGCGCUACCGAGUGGCCCGCUUUGAAGCCCUUCACGUUGUACAUUUCGGACGUGAAUUCCAAUUGACAGCAUACCCCGAGUUCAGCCUACCUACUGGCCACCUGGAUAACAUCACGUUCCUGAUCGCCGCAUCCGCAGAGUCACCAUCGCGUUCUUUUCAGGAUGUUUACGAUCAUGCCGUUGAAAUAAGCCGGACCACUCUCAACCCAAGGGACUUUGAAGGGGUUGGAAGAACAGUCCAGUACGAAGUCAUGGACAGACAAGCACUAACAAAGGCGCUUGGGGACCUUGAAGUGAUAGCGCACAACUUGCCAGCCGUCUUCGCCCUGCAUCUCGACUACAGCCCCCUCAUCGACCCGCUAGCAGAAGAAGAAGCCAAGAACAAACAGACGGCACUGACGAGUACUUCUCCAGCACAAGAACCCUCAGACAAAUUCAGAACCUCGCAAGAAGUGCUAAACCGCUUGCAGUGGGACACGAAGCAUGCAUCGAACAGAUACGAAGUCGGAUACAAAGAUCGAUUCGAGACGAAGCUGCUGUGGAAGCCGCUCGAGGAGUGGACGAAGGACAAGCAGGCGGAGGAUUUCGUGCCGAUCCACCGGAUACACCAGUUCAGGGAAGUGGGUUCUACUGAGGUCAUAUGGGAUAGGGAUAAGAGAGUUGAUCGGACUGGAUGA
Molecule: messenger RNA, 1650 nt
Organism: Zasmidium cellare ATCC 36951
Lineage: Eukaryota; Fungi; Ascomycota; Dothideomycetes; Mycosphaerellales; Mycosphaerellaceae
Exons: 4
Coding region: 1-1650 (549 amino acids)
Source: RefSeq, a predicted model, not a curated record